Molecule: messenger RNA, 3120 nt
Organism: Mycosarcoma maydis (corn smut)
Lineage: Eukaryota; Fungi; Basidiomycota; Ustilaginomycetes; Ustilaginales
Exons: 1
Coding region: 1-3120 (1039 amino acids)
Molecular function (GO): protein binding
Source: RefSeq, a predicted model, not a curated record
AUGGCCUCUGGCAACUCGGUCGAUCGCGUAUGGGCGCUUCACGACUUUGAGGCGGAGAACCCAGACGAAGUCUCGUUCAAGGCCGGCGAGUGCAUCCUCGUCGUCGAAAAGGAUGACGAUUACGGCGACGGGUGGUGGCAAGGCACCAACGAGAGCGGUCACACCGGCCUCUUUCCUUUCACCUACACCACGCUUGAUCGCAACCUCGCUCUCAGCGCAACGUCGGGCAAUGCCACUCCAGACGCACUCGGCACUCCCGUCACUGCCAACAGCAAGCCCGGUGUGAUGCACACCACCAUGGCCGACAUCGACAACGCCCUCACCGAGCUUCAGAGCGACCACAAAACUCCUGGUGUUACUAGCAGUGGUACACGUGCUGUUGCUCUUGGCUCCAAUCCGGCGGCCGACACGUCCCGUGCCUCUUUCACCAGCGAACGAACCGAUGCCGACGACCAGUCUGACAAUUUCGGCGAGUCCGACGACUUUGCUAGCAGAUCUAUCGCCACUCGCGCCGCUCUCGCUGCCAAUGCACAGAAGAACCUCGCCAGCGAUGCCGAACGCCAGAAGCAGGAAGAGCAACGCAGGCGCGCAAAAGCUCAGCGUGAAUUCGAGGAGGAGGAGGCCCGCCAGCGCGAGCUGCUUCUCGAAAGGGAGAAGGAACGCCAGCUCAAACUCGCCGCAGGCGAAAUCGACCCAAGCGAGGAAAAGUCGAAAGCCGCUCCAAUCGCUGGCGUAGAUAUGAGCGAUGAGAGCGACAGUGAAGGCUCCGUCGUCGGUGCACUCGACGAUUUCCAAGACAAGACUCACAGCCCGCUCUUUGGCAAUCUCACAUCCACUUCUACCGAAGGUCUCGCCGCACGAGAGAUCAAGUCACCCACUUCUAACCUGCACGAGAUCAUUGAGAAUCAGGCUUCUCCAUCACAGCCUGCAUUGCAAGUCAAGGAAACGCCGGCACAAUCUUUCGCACCAGCAUCAGCGCCGCUCGUUUCGGAAGACUUUGCGCCUUCUGUCGCUCCAGACGCGAACACUGCCCCCUCCGCCACUCCGCAGUUUGACCCUGCCGUCGACCCCGCUCCUGUCCUUGCGGCUAGAGUAGGUGAUGUUGCACUCGGGGGCGCCGCCGCUUCUGCUGUUGCUGGCGUGGCAAAUCACGAUCGAUCCACCAACGCUUCUUCUGUCAUCGAGCAUGCUCCUCCAGCUGCUGAUGAAAGCGUUCGUUCCAUUGCCGGCGACAGCAACCACACCGGUACGGGCACUGGUCUUGCGACUGGCACCGCUACUGCAGCCACCUCUAUUGCCGCGCCAGCAAACGAAGAUUCGAUUCAGAGCUCAUCCGCUGCCGUCUAUGCACCCAAGUCUGUUGUUACCGUAUCUGCCAGCUUGCCUGAUGAUCCGACCGAGUGGAACGUAGAUCACGUUGUCGAAUGGGCUCGCUCCAAGGGCUGGGACGAGGUGGCCGUAGUCAGCAAGUUCCGCGAGCACGAGAUCUCCGGCGACGUUCUUCUCGAGAUGGACAUUAACAUUCUCAAGGAAAUUGACAUUCUCGCCUUCGGCAAGCGCUUCCAAGUCGCCAACGGCAUCAAGGAGCUCCGCGCACAGAAGCCCGUCGCUGUCACCACUCCGGGCGUGGCGCAACCCGCACCGACGGACAGCCUCGGCAGCCCGGCGAUCAUCGCUUCCGGCGCAGGCAGCGCUACAGGAACACCCACCUACUCGCCUUACAAUACCGGAUCCAACAACGGCAGCAACGCCGACGGACGCAGUCUCAGCGCACGCAUGGCUGAGACCAGCUUAGACCAGAGCCUUGCACCCAGUUCAAGUCGACCCGAAAGCUACGGUGGCGACCGCGAUCGCGAUUCAUUUGGAGGUCCAGCCCAAGCGUUUGGCGGUCAAGGGUUUGGCGGUGCAGCUGGUGUUGCGGCCUGGCAGGCACAGCAAGCCGGUCAGACAAUUGGAUCGCGUCAUUUAAGCGAUGGCUUCCCGCGAGGCAGUGGCGACGCUCCGUUGUCGCCCCCCGCCGGCACGUCGCAGUUCGGCAUGUCCAGCGCGCGGUAUGCUCCCACCAACGGCAUCGCCAACGAGGACAGGCUCGGAGCCCUGCCCACUUCGCCACGCAAGCGCGAGUCGACCGGAUCAGCGGGCACGUUGGAGAAGAACAAUCGAUCCAGCUUCUUCGGUCUUGGCCAGCGCAACCGCAAGCCGCCUCCGAACCAAGCCGGUGGAGCAGGUGGACCGGGCAGCAUCAGUCACGAGGACGACAGGGGCAGCAACAAAGGUACGCUAUCACGUCUUGGAUUCGCACGCAGCUCGAGGAACAUCAGCUCGCAAUCUUCGCAGUCCAACAUCAAGGAGCACAUCUCGUUACCUACUUCGAGCCCGCAUUUUGAUCAGAACGGCGACACGGCUCGACGACAGAGGCAGUCGACUGGUGGCACUACUGCGAUGGGCUCGCCAGGUACGCCGGGAACUCUGGGGAUGGGCAUGCCUACCAACGUGCGCCCUACUAGCAUCGGCUCUGCUGGAGCUGGUUCGCAGGCGGUAGCAUCUACAGCUGGUGCUGGCACCAACGCUGCUGCUAGCGGACCUGUCAUGUCUCGCAUCCAGCCGGUCGACCUGGAAGGCUGGAUCAAGAAGAAAGGCGAACGUUACAACUCGUGGAAACCGCGCUACCUGGCACUGAAAGGACCCGAUCUCGUCAUUCUGCGCGACCCGCGCGCCGAGAAGAUCAAAGGCUACGUCAACAUGAAGGGCUACAAAGUCAUCGCGGACGAAAACACGAAUCCAGGCAAAUAUGGCUUCAAGAUUCUGCACGAAACCGAAAAACCGCACUACUUUAGCAGCGAAGAUCCGAUCCUCGUCAGGGAAUGGAUGAAGGCGCUCAUGAAGAGCACCAUCGGAAGAGAUCACAACUUCCCUGUGAUCUCGAGUUACAACAACGCCACCAUCAGUUUGAAAGAGGCUCAGAGGAUGAACCCCCCGCCGAGGCCGCCUAGCCCGACGAGCAGGGCCAGGACGCAGAGGGCGAAAGCGAGGCCUAAUCCGGAACAGUUGACUGCAAGGGACGCGGCGAUCUUGAUGAAUCUCACCAGUGGACAGCCGACCAAGCCGGAUGAUUUGUAG